AUGUUUGCUUGUAUGUUUUUUCUUCUCCUUCCCUUCUCAUUGGUAAAUUCAGCUAAGGAUACUCGUGAGGAUUUUCUUCAAUGCCUUCACUCCCAAAACUCCAAUUCCAUUUCUAGUUUCAUUAACACUCCAAACAACUCCUCCUAUUCAUCCCUCUUGCAAAAUUAUACGCAAAACCUUAGGGUUAGGGCAACCAAAACCCUAGAGCCUCUAGUCAUUAUCAAACCAAAGAAGGCGUUCCACAUUCAAACCACCAUUAUUUGUUCCAAAAAACAUGGCGUGCAAAUUAGAAUUCGAAGCGGUGGCCAUGACUAUGAGGGCCUUUCUUAUGUUUCUCCUCUCCCUUUUGUCGUUCUUGACCUAAUCGAUCUUCGAAAUAUUACUGUUGAUUUAGCAAAUAAGAGUGCAUGGGUUCAAGCCGGAGCAAGUUUAGGUGAAGUUUAUUAUAGGAUUGCUGAGAAAAGUAGUACUCUUGCCUUCCCAGCAGGUGUUGGACUUACUGUAGGUGUUGGUGGUCAUUUUAGUGGAGGAGGGGAGGGAAUGAUGAUGCGUAAAUAUGGCAUUGCCGCAGAUAAUAUAAUUGAUGCAAAAAUAAUUAAUGCUGAAGGAAAAAUCCUUGAUAGAGAAUCAAUGGGAGAAGAUCUAUUUUGGGCCAUUCGAGGUGGUGGAGGAAAUACCUUCGGAGUUGUUGUUGCUUGGAAAGUAAAUUUGGUCGACGUGCCACCUGUUGUGACUGUAUUCAAUGUCACAAGAACCUUAGAACAAAAUGCCACAAAUCUUGUUCAUCGGUGGCAAUAUUUGGUGGACAAGUUUCCUGAAGAUUUGGCAUUGAGAAUUUUCGUAAGGAGAGUUAAUUCUAGCCAAGAUGGAAACACAACAAUACAGGCUGCAUUCACUUCCUUGUUUCUUGGUAGAGUUGAUAGGCUUCUUCCAAUAGUUCAAGAGCACUUUCCUGAGCUUGGUUUGACAAAAAAAGAUUGCAUUGAAAUGAGUUGGAUCAAUUCUACCCUCUACUUUGCUGGAAUCCCAAAAGGUGCAUCCUUGGAUGUUUUGCUCAAGAGGGAUCCUCAAGGAAGAAUAUUUUUCAAAGGAAAAACUGACUAUGUCCAUGAACCUAUACCUAAAAAUGCUUUGGAAAAGAUAUGGAAAAGGCUUUACAAAAUGGAUGCCAAGAUGGCUGAAUUACAAUUUACUAUAUUAGGAGGGAAAAUGAAUGAGAUUUCAGAAUUUAGCAUUCCAUUUCCACAUAGAGCCGGAAACUUAUUCCAAAUUCAUUAUGCAUUGCUUUGGCAUGAAGAGAGCAUCAAGGAAAUCAAUUGGCAUAUGAAGUGGAUUAGGGAGCUUUAUGAUUUCAUGGCUCCCUAUGUUGCAAAUCAUCCCCGUACAGCAUAUGUCAAUUAUAGAGAUCUUGAUCUUGGAACCAACAAUAUUCAUGGCAACUCAACAUAUCAAGAAGCUUGUAUAUGGGGUUUCAAAUAUUUCAAGGUCAAUAACUUUAACAGGUUGAUUCAAGUGAAGGCAACGGUUGAUCCAGAUAAUUUCUUUAGAAAUGAACAAAGCAUCCCUUAUCUUGAUCAUUAUGCAGGAUAG
Messenger RNA from Populus nigra (black poplar), 1590 nucleotides. RefSeq names its product tetrahydroberberine oxidase-like. The coding region runs from base 1 to 1590 and encodes 529 amino acids. The transcript has a single exon. Gene Ontology annotation, molecular function: FAD binding; oxidoreductase activity. The record is from RefSeq and is a predicted model, not a curated record. NCBI's taxonomy places the organism in Eukaryota, Viridiplantae, Streptophyta, Magnoliopsida, Malpighiales, Salicaceae.